Messenger RNA from Solanum dulcamara, 1250 nucleotides. Its product is annotated as triacylglycerol lipase 2-like. Gene Ontology annotation, cellular component: lipid droplet. The transcript is spliced from 9 exons. Gene Ontology annotation, biological process: lipid metabolic process; lipid storage. Bases 1 to 1209 code for a protein of 402 amino acids. Gene Ontology annotation, molecular function: lipase activity. Lineage: Eukaryota; Viridiplantae; Streptophyta; Magnoliopsida; Solanales; Solanaceae. The record is from RefSeq and is a predicted model, not a curated record.
AUGAUGUUCCACAGAUUAUUCAUGAUUGUGCUAAUCUCAGUGUUUGUGAGUCAUACAGCAUUUGGUCAUUUUGGCUUUGUUACUGAUGAUAAUGCUGCAGCACCAAGUGACAUGUGCGCCACCUUUGUGACUAUUCAUGGUUAUAAGUGCCACGAAUAUGAGGUGACUACUGAUGAUGGAUACAUACUGAGUGUGCAAAGAAUUCCGGAAGGCCAAGUAGGUGGUAGCGGGCAGAACAGGCAGCCAGUUUUAUUACAGCAUGGAAUACUGGUGGAUGGAGUAACGUGGGUAAUGAAUUCAGCAGAACAAUCACUGCCAAUGAUUUUAGCAGACAGUGGCUUUGAUGUUUGGAUUGCCAACACCAGAGGAACAAGAUACAGUCUUCGUCAUCUUAAUCUUCAUCCUUAUAAUGGCGACUACUGGAAUUGGUCAUGGGAUGAUCUUGUAGCCCAUGACUUACCCACUGUCGUUAACCUUGUCUAUGAGCAAUCUGGACAGAAAAUUCACUACGUCGGCCAUUCAUUGGGAACUUUGAUAGCUUUGGCAUCAUUCUCACAAGGAAAACAAGUAGACAAGAUAAAAUCAGCAGCUUUGCUCAGCCCAAUUGCUUACUUGAGCCAUAUGACCACAGCACUUGGUGUCGUUAUGGCUAGAUCCUUUCUUGGCGAGAUCACAACUAUAUUUGGUCUUGCAGAAUUUAAUCCAACAAGUGCACCUGUGUCUAUUUUUAUCAAGUCCUUGUGUGCUCAGCGUGGGAUUAAUUGCUAUGACUUCCUCACAGCACUUACCGGGAAGAACUGUUGUCUAAAUGCCUCCACAAUCGAUGUUUUCUUGAAGAACGAGCCUCAACCUACAUCGACUAAGAAUUUUGUGCAUUUGGCUCAAACUGUUAGAGAUGGAAUCCUUAGGAAAUACGACUAUGGGGGCAUUAUCAAUAAUUUGGCACAUUAUGGUGAAGCUCAACCUCCACAGUAUAAUUUGGGAAAUAUCCCUCGAGACCUUCCCCUGUUUCUCAGCUAUGGAGGCCAAGAUGCACUUUCUAAUACUAAAGAUGUGGAGACAUUACUCGAUCUCCUCAAAUACCACGAUGUCGGCAACUUACAUGUUCAAUAUGUCAAGGAUUUUGCUCAUGCUGACUUCAUUAUAGGAACUACUGCUAAGGAUAUUGUCUUUAACCAAAUUGUCACCUUCUUUAGAAACCAACACUAAGCUACAUAUAUUGAUGGGAGUUUUUGUAUUGUACUAGGUCA